This is a messenger RNA of Saccostrea cuccullata (small rock oyster), 12849 nucleotides long. RefSeq lists its product as uncharacterized. Gene Ontology annotation, biological process: detection of mechanical stimulus. Gene Ontology annotation, molecular function: calcium channel activity; protein binding; calcium ion binding. Lineage: Eukaryota; Metazoa; Mollusca; Bivalvia; Ostreida; Ostreidae. The transcript is spliced from 33 exons. Gene Ontology annotation, cellular component: membrane. The annotation marks the transcript as partial. The record is from RefSeq and is a predicted model, not a curated record.
UGACUUCUGCAUCAACAACAGAGUCCUCCACAACAGAACAAGUAACACCAGUUUUAACAACCGGUGUGGAAAAUACCACAGAAUCAACAUCUUCUACAGUUACUUAUACCACGACAACUUCUGAAGCAACGACGACAUCGGAGACCUCUGUUGUGACGUCAACAACGACAGGGCCUCCUGGGGAAUGGAGUACGUCGUCCAUACAGGAAAUAAGUGGUCUACAGAUAAACUAUCCUACCUACUCCAUUUAUGGGGAAUUGACGACCUUUAACAUAUCAAUCAGCAGCGGCAACAAUCAUACAACUAUAGCAGUGAUAGAAAACCAAACUACGGUCGUCUGUUCUCAAGACUCGGACUUACUAGUGUUUGAGUGGACGUAUAACUUCACGCAAACUGGCGCUAUCAACUUGGAGAUUAUUAUUGUAAACGAUGUUUCACAGGUGUCACAGAUGCUUGUUUUGUACAAGUAUUAUGCCAUAAAUGGAAUAUCCACCAACAAUAUUAGUAGAACAUUCAACACGUCAGAAAAUAUAACAAUGAAUUUUGAGUUGGAUUCCAAUGCUCAAAAACCUCAGGGAUUGGUGAAUUUCAGUGUGACGUGGGGAGACACAUGGAGGUCCGAAGGGGUGUUCGAAUUUGACAAUGAGAUUCUUUUGAAUGAAAUAUCUGCACCGUUGCUGUUAAGUAAGUUAAGUCAUUCGUACACAAUUCAAGGAAACUACACGGUCAUAAUCACUCUAAUUUCGCCUGUACAUUCACAAAAUAUUUCAUAUGUUGUUUAUGUAUGGGAUAAAUUAAGUGUCUUUCUUCACUCCAACAGUGCGGCAAAAGUAAACGAAAUUAUGUGGUUUCAAUUCAGUAAUCCACCGAAUUCAAAUUUUCGAUAUUUUGUGACGUACGGGGAUGGAACGACGAGGGAAAAUUCAGAUUCGGACUUGUAUAGAUCAUAUGAUGUGUCGCCUUGGACAAAAACUUACUCCAAAUCUGAACUCUAUGUCGUCACUAUGAAUGCUUGGAAUCCAAUGUACACAACAUUUGUGAAUUAUACAAUCAACAUCACAGAUUAUACACCGGUGCGUCUUCGAGGAGGUAAUGUUCACUUUGAGGGUUCAGUGGAAGUGUAUUACUCAGGGAGCUGGGUUUCAUUGUGUGACACCAACUGGAAUAAUACGAUAGCGAACAUGGUCUGUUUUAUGGCUGGGUUCGCCAGGACAUCAGCCAUAGCAUACUACGGAUCUCAGUUUGGUGUUGGUGAGAUGUCACGCAUGAGUGCGGUUUGUGAGGGGUUGGAGUGGGAUAUCAUAGACUGUGUCCAUAGUCUUGAACUCAGUUCCUGUCAUGUAGCUGGCGUCAGAUGUUCAACAGAAGGUGUCUUCUUGUUCAAGCUAUCAUAUGAUCAAGAUGCUACCAUUUCAUUACUGAGCAGAGACCACACUGUCAUUAACUUCGAUUAUGUAUCUGAAUCCCCGUCCUUUGAAGCGUUCAUUAACAACAGUACCAUGCUCAAUACACAGUCUGUCCUAUUCGAUACGGAAAACAAAACAAUUCAGUUCAAUUUGACUUCGCAAAUGCUCUCAGUCGCUGGAUUUGGAACUCAUAUUAUGCAGUUCAGAUUGUCAAACGAAAAUUAUAGUAAAGAGGUUGAAGUUGAAGUGAAUCAUGAAGAAGAUAUUACACAAUAUGAGAUUCAAUACAACAGUUUUAUAGAAUUGGGAAAACCUGCUAUCUUCAACGUAUCUGUGGCAAGUGGAUCUAAUUUACAGUUUACAUGGGUUCAUGGUAACACUGUGAAAACUUGUAAUUACACAGGAAACAAUCUGAAGUUCUUCCAGUUUAACUACACGUUUACAGAUUUCGGAAUAAGAAAUGUCACCACAUCGGUCUCGAACGAACUUGCAAUAGCAACAAAGAGUUUUACUGUUGUUGUUUUCCACAAGAUAAAUGGAAUUACUAUAAAUACUAGAAAAUCAACGUAUCAAACGCUUGAAGAUGUGGAUAUAUCUUUAACAGUUGCCGAGUCUGCACUUCAGCCCCAGGGUCAGGUCAAUGCCAGCAUUGAUUUCGGAAAUGGCAACAUUACAAACUGCAUUCUGUCUGCAAACGAUACAUAUCUUACCCCUAUUUUAAGCUUCACCCAUCAGUUUGACAUCCAGGGAAAUUAUUCUGUGCGGCUUGUUCUCAGGUCUUUGGGGGACACAGUAUUUCAGACAUACUUUGUCCAGGUCUGGGACGAACUUGCCGUUAAUCUAUCGUCUGUUACUCAGUCGAAGGUUGACACUGAUAUUGAGUUUACCUUUGGAUCCACUCCGCGGUCAAAUUUUAUGUACUACAUUUCAUUUGGAGACGGAACCAGUAUUCAAAACCAAGAAAGUGAUCUCUAUCGAGAGUAUGAUUUACAAAGCUGGAAUAAAUCUUACAGAAACCCAGGGAUAUAUAACGUGUCCAUGACGGCAUGGAACCCGGUUUAUACCAGUUACUUCUCUUAUUUGAUCAAAGUUACACAAGAUCAGAUUCUGAAUUUUACACUGGAUGCAGAUAAAGGAGAGGUCAUUGAAUACAUAUAUGGGGAAUCAAAAGAGGUUUUGGUGUAUUUUGAAACAAUCAACAACACUGUGAUUGACGUAGAAUUUGAAUUACUGAUAGGAGAGAUAGAAAUUAAUCCGGACUUGAUCUUUAUCAACCAGACUAGCGAGAAAGAAAAGCAUAUCAACCUCCCACUUUCGCUUUUAUUGCAAGAUGUACAAUUUGGAAACCACUCCAUGAAUAUGACACUCUAUGCGCAAAAUAGAACUGAGUUUCGAACUCUUGCUGUGCUUUUAUAUUAUGAGGAGAAAAUAACAGGUCUACAAGUUUCUUUUGAAGAGAAUGUCGAAGUUGGAGUUUUGACUGUUUUUAAUGCAUCCAUAACUAGCGGAUCUAAUUUGGUAGUGGAGUGGAUGCAUGAGAAUGUUUCAAGAACUUUCGUUUACUCAAAUAACAAAACGAGAUCUUUUAGUUAUAACUAUACUUUUCUACACACAGGAGACAUCAAUGUAACUGUUCUUGUGACGAACUUGGUCUCCAGCCAGACUUUCUCUCUAUUGUUGCACAGUUAUUACAGAAUCAAUGGUAUUUAUCUUAAAGUUGGGGAAACUUACCAAACAACAGAACUCGCUGAAAUUGCAGUAAUUGUAAAUGAUUCGGCUUCUCAACCUCAAGGGGAGGUCAGCUUGAUUUUAGAUUACGGAGAUAAAACAAAUGUGAGUGUCAGUUUAUCAACUGAUUCCUUCAACUUAAAAUCUGAAUUCAACACGACACAUCAUUAUGACAUUCAAGGAAAUUAUAACGUUACCGCCUAUAUGGUUUCACCGAUUGGAUCAGAAACUCUUAUGUCCAUCGUGUAUGUGUGGGAUAAGCUAGCCGUGAAUUUGUCCUCGGAGGUAGAAAAGAAAGUUUAUGAAAAUAUCACUUUUGAAUUUGGCAACAAUCCAAACUCGAACUUUUUGUAUAAAGUAUCUUACGGAGAUGGAGAGAUACGACAAAACAAUGACAGCGACCUCUAUCGGUCAUAUGACUUCCAGAGCUGGAAUAAAUCAUACGAAUAUCCUGCUUUGUAUAACGUUACCCUAUAUGCAUGGAAUCCUUUAUAUUCAAGUUUCCACUCCUAUUUAAUUUACGUGUCUCAAGACCAGAUUACCAACUUCACAGUAGAUGGAAAUUCGUUUUUACCAAUAAAAUUGAUUUCUAAAUCUUCUAUCGACGUCCGCCUCAAUUUCGCUACUUUGAACAAUACCUACGUACCUGACCUACUUUUUAAAGCCUCCAUCAACAAUAUUACUAUUGACACAAAUUCGGCAAUCAUAAACCAGGUAGAUGACAAUGUGAUUUUUACCAUGACCACCUUCUUGAUGGACAACUUCACGUACGGUGUAUACGAAAUCAUUUUCUCACUACUAGCACAGAACGAAACGGAGGAGCAUAUUCUCAACAUGACUCUUAUUUAUGAACAGGCAAUAGAGGAUAUUUUGGUUGAAUAUGAUCUGUAUACAGAGGUCGGUCACCCAUUAGAGAUCAAUGCAACAAUGAUCAAUGGCUCAAACAUGAAUACGGAGUGGUUCCUUGGCCCAAAAGACAAACAGCAUUUUCUACAUCCAUGCAACGAUACACAGUCGUUUAUAUUUAAUCACACAUUUGGCGAAACAGGAGAAAUUAAUGUGACUGUGAUAGGGAAGAACCUUGUGUCACAAAUACGCAGAAGUUUUACGAUAUUUUACUACUAUGCUAUCAACGGUUUCUUAUUGUUACCAAAUGACACUGUUCAAACAAUCGAAAACGCAACAAUUGUAAUACAAGUUGAGAAUUCUGCAAAUCAACCCCAAGGUGUUGUUGACAUAGAUGUUCACUUUGGAGAUGGUGACUCAACAAAUAUUUCUUUGGAUGCAAAUGAUCCAAAGCUAGCAAUCGGUGUUCCUCUAACUCAUCACUAUGUAUAUCAAGGAUACUACAAAAUCACAGCCAUACUAUCUUCAGAAAUCAACAGUAUAAAUUUAACUAAGGUCAUUGGCAUAUGGGACAAACUAGAUGUGAAACUGGCACAAGUGCCUCCUACUCGGGUAGACCAUGAUGCUGAAUUCGAAUUUAUUUCCACACCUAAUUCGAAUUUUCUUUACAACGUAACUUUUGAUGAUGGAACAUUCAUUACAAACAAGGAAAGUGAUUUGUAUUAUCAUUAUAAUUUUAGCUCAUGGAACAAAUCAUAUUCACAACCAAAGAAAUAUUACACUGUAACAGUUAAGGCAUGGAACCCACGUCAUACUUCUGAAAACUCGAUCUUAGUUUUAAUUGAGUAUCCUUUGCAUGAGGGUAAGAUAGGCAUUUCCCCCUCCACUGAGAUGAUCCCAAGGCCAGACGGACGACAGAAUAUUACGAUGAAUCUGUUAGAAAACCUUCCCGAUCCAUCCAACGUAGUGUGCACAUUCGACAACGAUGAAGAUCCUCCUACAGUUAAUGUACCAAUACCUCAAUUUGGAUUUAACCAUCCAAUAAAGCGAAAUUAUACAUUUAAAACAGAUGGUGACAAGAAUGUAACUUUUACUUGUCAUAAUUCUGUGAGCAGUUAUCAGGGAUUUUCUUUAAUCAAAGUGCGUUCCUUUACAGCACAAGACUUUAAUUAUACGUUUAUGAACCCAGUCAACAUGAAUAUGUCUCUUGUACCUACAAGUCCAUCAGAUGGAAUCCAUUUCCCAUUUAAACCAAAGCAUGACCCUGUUGAUGUUACUUUUAACCUGACUUUAUUUGAAUGUUCAAGGUUACCCCCAAACAUAGAAACUGUUUGGGAAUUUGGAGAUGGAUCUACUGAAGAGAAAAUUAACCAGACAGAAUUUGAAUACAUUCACAAAUUUACAAAGCGUGGAAACUAUACAAUGACUUUCAAAAUUCUCGAUCACAACUAUAACACAGAGUCUACUCGAGUGUUCAACAUCACUCUCGGAACGAUGAUUCUUUUCUGUGACAAGCCCAGUAUUGACCUGAGAAAAGAGAACUUUACUUUAACUGCUACGAAAAUGUUUGGGAAUGUAAGCUACACUUUUCAAGUGGACAUCUUGGAAAAUAGUCCAAAUGUAUCCCAUCUGCAGGAAAUUGUAAGCAUUUACGAGUCUGACAAUGGAUAUAGUACAACAAAUGUGAGUCUUCAGUUCUUUGAAUACGGGUUCUAUCUACCAAAAGUUACUGGAAAUAAUGGGACAAUAACAGAGGUAGUGUAUCUUGAUAAUCCAAUCAUCGCUGAUUACAAUAUUUCGGGGGAAAUAGACCUUGUUCUGGACCCCAGUUCCUGGAAAGUAGUACUGCCACCUGGUGAAGUCAAGUUUUUAGUUGAAAUUGUCAAUAAAUCAGAACAUCCUCCGUUUGGAUUACCAAAGAGACCUUUCACACACUGUAGUCUUCGAACAGGGGACUUGGUAGAUAAAGCUAUCUACAGUCAAGUAUUCAACAUCACAUCAGUCAGUCCUAUGCAGUAUAAUUAUACAUACAUUUCCCUUGGAAAUUUAACAGUUUCUAUAACUUGCUCAAAUAAUAUAUCAGAAGUCACAAUUGUCAAGCCGAUUUAUGUUGGCAAUGAUUGUUAUUCUAAAGUUGGACUUUUUGACCGAAAGAACUCAAUGCCAAAUGAAUCUCUAACUGUUUCAACAGCAACUGAUGUAUAUAUUUAUAGUAGAAUGGAUGUUCACUGCAUUGAAAAUAAUACAAAAUAUAACUGGACCAUUCGGGAAACAGACGAGUUUGGUUCUGACAAAGAGAUCGUUCUUUACGAUAAUCCUUUGGGCAAAAACACGGCCACAUUUCUCAUCACGAAGGGAUCAUUCGAGGCAGGGCUUUACAAAAUAGAAUUAAAUGUGACACUUGCGACUACAUACUUUCACGAACACACAUACAUGACAUUCAAGGACCCUCCUCCAUUUGCAUACAUUGUUGGAGGAAAUACCAAAACCAUUACUAGUACGACAUCAGCUUAUGAAUUUGACGCCUCUUUGUCUCACAACGGAAAGGGUGGGACGGAAAACAUCGACUUUAGUUGGAAUUGUAAAACGUUAACACAGGAUCCUUUCGAAUUAUUUGAUGAUGGAGUGAUUAAUUUGAAUCCUGGCCAAGGUGGCAAUAACUGUCAAAAUUCUGUAGCUAAAACUGACAAGUAUAUAUAUGAGAUAAGUGGUUUAACGGCUGGAAGAUACGAAGCCAUCGUCACUGUUAGCAUCAGAAACAGUCCAGGAUCUACUGACAGCUAUACACAAGUUUUAGUGGUGGACUCUGGAGACUUACCAAUCCUGUCACUGAGCUGCUCAAGAAACUGUCUCUCAAAAGUUGGUGUUGCGGCUUCCUACGCUUUAAGAGGUCAGUGUUCUAACUGUGAAGGCUCGGGAUCUAGAAAACUGCUGUCAGAAUGGAAGUUGUGGUCUGAGGAAGGGAAUGAAUAUAAAGAAGUCGCUAACUUUACAGAAAUGACAGAAACAACAGGAAUCACACGUGAAGGAAUAACCAUUGAAGCUCAUCAGUUGGAAAUGGGCAAAAAGUAUCUCAUAGCCAUGAAGGGGUCAUUUAACGACAGUGGACCAAACUAUGUGUACAAAACGUUUCGAACCAACUUCCCUCCAUACAAUGGUGAAUGCCAAGUCAACACGACUACAGAUACCAUCAACCGACUGAGUGUAGACUGCAAUGGCUGGCUGGAUGAGGGUUUACAUGAAUCACGAAAUGUUGUCAGAGAUCAAAACAACAAUGUCGUGCUGCUUUACCAAUACGAAACAGAAAUGACCAAGAACACGUCCUUUGGAAUACAAACAAUUACAAGCAUUCUGUACAGAGGCGGUGAAAGCACAAUAACAAGCGUACCUGUCCAAGCCGGAGAUAAUUUUACUGACUACAAUGUGACGAUCCGUGUUAAAAUUAUAGAUGAGUUUGGAGACUUUUCCCUAUAUGAAACAAUUAUACCUAUAAUUCCACCAGCAAAACCAGAUUCUACAGAAGUUUUCUUUGAGGGUGUGUUGACUUCAUUUGCCCAAGCUAAAGCUGGCGGUAACGAUAUGUCUGCAGUAGGGGUUCUAGGAGCUGCUGCCUCACUUUUUGACAAUGUCACCAAUUCAAAAACGGUUCCUACAGAACAAGAAGUGUUGUCGAACACUCGGGUAGCAGACGAGGUCACCGUAAAUCCUACUCCUGAUCCUGUGGAGCAACUUUAUAUUCAGAAAUUAAGAGAAAUUAUCAACAUUCUAAAGUCAGGAAUUAGUCUUGAUUGUUCCGACAACCCAAAAAGAUUUAGCAUCAACGACAUUCAACACAUUUUUGGAACUCUUGACUCUCUAACUCGAUUGAAACAGUACAUACCUUUGGAUGUCUUGGAGGACUUAACCGGAUUCAUCUACAAUAUGACGUAUUGUUUUGAAAGCGUCAUCAGUAAUGUGACAACCGAGUUGGAUGAAGGCGUUUCUUUCCUCCCACUUGAGUAUUAUGACAUUGUCAGAGACACAAUUGAUGUGGCCAUACGAGUUUUGAACACAGUAAUGGAUAAAAUGCUGCCGGCAAAGUUGAUGAACUUGGAUGUGGAACUUAAUUUAGAUGACAUUGAAGAAGAGAUGGAAUUAAAAUCCGAGUUUGAGAAUAAAAUGAACGCCCAUUUGGGUAUAUCUAACGUGACCAAUUACAAAGAAAAGUCCAACCAGAUUUUUCUUCUUCGACAACAUGAGCGGGAGAUACAACUGAAUCAAACAAAUAUUACUGCUAGAGUUCUCGCCAAUCAGCAGAAUGUUAUUGAAACAAUCCAAGGACUGAAGUUGAAAACCUUGGCGUUAGGAGAGAAAUCACUAGUGUCAACAUCUGUGCUUGAUAUAGUCACACAGAAAAUAGCGCCCGAUGACAUGGAUGAAACCUAUAUGAAAAAGUUUGAAACCAACAAAACAGAACUAACAAUAAAGGUUAUUGUUUAUAAACGAAAUCCCUAUAAUUUUGUGGAGAACGCCUCAUCCCUGACCACUGGUGUGUCCUCUAUUGACCUUGGCCCGGGAUCUACUGUAGACUCGGUCAUAAAGAAUCCACCCGUUCCAGCACCUGUGGAAUAUGAACCAAAAAUCCAGACGACAUUCCCCGAGGCAAUGAUCUAUUAUAAGUUUGAGGUGGAGAAUGAUGGCGAUGCGGGUGUAGUUUUCUUCAAACCUGAUAACUUCGAUAUAACAAAGAAUCCUAAUGACACUCUAUACAGCUUCUAUUUCAGUAGCGUUUACUUUCCAACAUCUCAAGAUUUAGAAAUCGUGGUGUCGGCUACUAAUUGGUCUGUUGAGGAUGACGGUUUCAAGAUAUUUUUGGAUGGUGGUGUCUGCAAUAAAGGGAUUUGUUAUAUGGGCAUUAAGCUUGGAGAAGUUGAUAUUACCGAUGAUACAUCGGAUUCUUCGACCUCGAGAAGGAGACGUCGAGACACCAGUCAAUCUGUAACUACCCCUGGCUACAAUGAGUCUGCACCUUUUACACCCACGAGUUCCAACUUCAGCAUGGCAAUAACAACCACAGGCUGUCGAUCUUAUGACAAGGCUACAGACUCCUGGACGUCUAACAACUGUCAGGUUUUGAGAAUUAGCACGAAAGAAAACACGGUUUGUCGUUGUACCGGAACGACAUUUUCCUCCACAUUUGUUGUACCCCUGAGCACUAUAGAUUUCACCAAUGUGUGGGGAAAGUUCGAUCCUUCCAACGCCGCCGUAUAUGGUACACUUAUAGCCUUUCUCGUUGUCUACGCUCUAGCUGCUAUCUAUCUCAGAAGACAGGAUAAGAAAGACGAAGAAAAGUGGGCUACUCAUUUCCUGAAAGAUACGGACGGUGCUGAUACAAACUUCUACUUAUUAUCUGUUUACACUGGGAUGCGAAAGGGAGCAGGAACUCUUUCUAAUGUUAAUUUUGUAAUAUCUGGUGAUGAGGCUGAUACCGGAAUAAGAUCACUUAGUGAUGGUGUUCGAAAGGGUUUUGAAACUGCAAGUGUCAAUAAAUAUGUAAUGGGAAAUUCUGAAUCAUUGGGAAAUUUGACACAUAUUCGAAUCUGGCAUGAUAACUCCGGACCGAAGGGACGUCGGAGUUGGUAUCUAAAUAGGAUUGUUGUUGAUGAUUUACGUACACAGGAACGAUAUAUUUUCUUGUGUGACAAGUGGUUGGCUAUUGAUGAAGAGGAUGGAAUGAUUGACAGAAUACUUCCCGUGUCAAGCAAAGAUGAUAUCACUUCGUUUAACACCCUCUUUUCUGAGCAUACACAAUCAAACAUAACUGAACAACACUUGUGGUUAUCCAUGUUUAUAAGACCAAAAAGAAGCGUUUUUACUCGAGUUCAACGGUUGUCAUGCUUGCUCUCUCUACUUUUCCUGACAAUGAUUACUAAUGCCAUGUUCUUUAGAUCUUCUGAUGAAGACAAAGUCGAAGGAGUUUUGGAAGUCGGAGUUAUUCGUAUAUCAGUAACAACCAUUAUUGUGUCCGUUAUAGGAAUAUCCAUCACAACACCACCAAUCAUGUUCAUAACAUUUGCAUUUCGAAAGAGUCGUCCAGCCCCACGUAAACGUAAAAAGGCAAAGAAGGAUCAACCCAUCUCGACCAUUUCAUACAAGAAAAAUACUGAAAACAGUUCAGUAAUAGAGAAGGAAGCUCCUGAAGAUAUGGAAGACGAAAUGCAGAAGAACACUGUAAAUAAAGACGAAAACUUAAGCAACAACAGAGAAAAUGUAGACUUGGAAGAUUUACUUGACAACAGUUCUCUACCAUUGCCACACUGGGUUCGAAGAAUUGCUUGGUUUGUCGUUUUCCUUUCCGUCUUGACGUCAGCUUUCUUCCUUCUGUUGUACAGUAUGGAAUGGGGAAUAGCCAAGUCAGAGGAAUGGCUAUCCUCCUUUUUAUUAUCCUUCUUGGAAUCUCUUCUCUGCGUCGAUCCUUUAAAAGUUCUCUUGAUAUCGGCUGUCUUUGCUUUGAUAUUCAGGAAAAUGGCGGAUGAGUCCGUCCCACCUAAGGUUGAAUUUGAAAAGCUUCAAUCAGUGUCUAAAACGCAGUUUAAGACAAAGAGUCGUGAAGGUUUUAAUGCUCUAGUGAAUAAUAUAGUGACGAGUCAGAAGCCUUUGUCUGAAGAACAAGUCGCAAUUAUGAGAAAGAAACGACAAGAGGAACGCACAGCAAGGAACGCUAUGAUAACAUUACUGGUGUAUGCCGUAUAUGUGUCCGCCAUUUACAGCAUCAGUUAUAUGGAGCGUGAUCAAAGAGCUUACAGUUUCAAAGAGAGUUUGGAUAAUUUUAUGUACAGUUCUUUCUCUAAGAUUUCGGAGACAGAUUCAUUCUUCAGCUGGUUAAAAGGUUCGCUUCUCCCAACAUAUUUUCCACAGAGAAAUUACGCGAAUCAGACAAUAUUUUUUGCAAGAGAUUUACAGUACUUUGGCGACAAUGUCAGUAUACGAAUAGGUCCUCCCAGGCUGAGGCAAGUCCGAAUGGGACAAGAUGACUGUGAAUAUUCCCGUCUUACCUGGCCCUACCCUUGUUAUAGUCGGUAUUCGAUGACUGACGAAGAUGACCACUCAUACUGUUUAGGUUGGAGGCCUUAUGAACAAAGCUGUCUUGAUCCCAAUGAUAAAACAAUGGAAGCUUGGAAAUUCACUAGUGCGUUUGACAUAUGGGGGAUUCCUAAGGCUGGUGAAUAUAACACAUACAGUGGAGGCGGUUAUGUCAUAAGUUUAAAAGAGACAAUAACUGAGGCAACCAAUAUUGUUAAUGAUUUACUCAACAAAACGUGGAUCGACAGACGUACAAGGGCUGUAUUUCUGGAGUUCGUUUUGUACAAUCCGAACGUGAAUCUGUUUGCCUACGUCAUGUUUCUUACGGAGUUCACCGAACUUGGGCGUGCUUUUACUUGGUAUGAAUCAGAGGCAUUUCGACCCGUGGCAUCUGCUUCAGCUGUUGGUUCCUACGUCAUAGCUUGUUAUUCUAUUUUCAUAGCUUACGUCAUCUACUCGUUUGUAAAAUUUAUAAGAGGAAUUCGAAAUUUGGGUUGUCCAGCUUACCUAAAGCAUCCCUGGCAUUACGUUGAUAUGAUCAUGGCCUUUCUUGGAUUUGCUGCCAUUGGUGUUUACAUAGUACGCAUCCAAGCUGCAACAAAAGCCAUGGACCUUUAUUAUGAUCAGCUUGUCACAGGAUCAAAGUUUAUUAAUUUUGCUAACAUUGUAUUAUGGGACAAUACCUUCUCCAUCAUCUUUGCCAUCUUGGUUUUUGUGUCCAUCAUUCAGUUCCUGCGGAUCUUGGGAUACAGCAAGAAAGUGACAGAAAUCAUUUCAGUUAUUACAAACGUAGGAAAAGACCUCUACGGAUUCUUGAUCAUGUUUUCAAUCAUGUUCUUUACGUUUGUCGGGACAGGAUAUCUGUUAUUUGGGUCAACUGUCAAAGAGUACAAGAGCUUCUUCAGCGUAAUUGGAAGCCUGACUAACACGUUCAUUGGUGUCAACAGUCUCGAUGCCUUGAUAGAGUCAAACCCUGCAAUAGCAAGAACUUUUUACUUUAUGUACAUUUUGUUAGUUAUAAUGACGUUAUUUACUAUAUUUGCUGCAAUUCUCAACAAAAGCAUUUCUGAAGUCAAAGAUGAUAGCGAGAGUUCCCCAGAUGUGGUUGGAGUAAUGGAUAUCGUACUGAAAUCCGCCAAAUCAGCAUUAUCAUUCGUACCAACUGUUGGCAAAACCGAUUCUAAAGAAGAUCAUUCAGAAAGUUGGAGUGAUCUACAAGAUGAAUUACGUAAAGGGAAUGUAAGCGCUUUAAAUGUAAUGAGACUAGUUAGAGAAACCUUUAGCGAUGUUGAAGGCGUACAGACGAAGCCAGUGGAGACGGUAAAGCCAAUGACGGGAAUCCAGGAGUUUCUUCUCAACGUCGACAAAGAAAACUCAGAACGAGGUUCCGCUAGCCCAAAACGAGACAUCUGGAAAGACGAUGUAGAUGACGAUGAAAGAAGAGUGCGAUUUCAGUUUCUAUAAGACCAUGUCCAGCUUGUAAUGUCUUACCUUGGUCACAUAUACUGUAUUUUUCUAUGCAAAUUAUUAAUGGUAUUCAUGGGUUGUUUUUAAUAAGCACAUAACCUUUUUUUAACAAUCGACGACAGUGAACUAGCUUUUCACUUACAAAAGUAGAUGGUACUCUCAAAAAAUGGAUUUAAAUAUUAAUUGUGCACUCUAUAGUAGACAUUACUCUUUUUUUUUUUAAGCAUGCGAGAUGAUAAUGUAUACAAAUGUUCUAGCACGUUAUUCUGUUAAACAAAAGAGUUGUCAUGGUUGAAUUUUUGUGUCUGUUAUCUAAUUUAUAAAAUUAUUAUGCAAUGUU